Messenger RNA from Oncorhynchus kisutch (coho salmon), 1749 nucleotides. RefSeq names its product meiotic recombination protein REC8 homolog. The record is from RefSeq and is a predicted model, not a curated record. The transcript is spliced from 10 exons. NCBI's taxonomy places the organism in Eukaryota, Metazoa, Chordata, Actinopteri, Salmoniformes, Salmonidae. Bases 43 to 1110 code for a protein of 355 amino acids. Gene Ontology annotation, cellular component: meiotic cohesin complex. Gene Ontology annotation, biological process: double-strand break repair; meiotic sister chromatid cohesion. Gene Ontology annotation, molecular function: chromatin binding.
GAAGAGAGGGAAAGGGAGAGAGAGGGAGAGAGAACCAGGGACAUGGAGUCAGGCAUGACCUCCAUUGACCAGCUGAAGGUGUCGGUGGUGGUGGGGGACAGUGUGUGGCUGCUGGACGAGGAGACCGGCCUGCCCAUGGAGGUGCCUUUAGAGGUCAUUCCCAUGGAGAUGACCCCCCCUCCUCAGGUGGCCAUGCCCUCUGCCCCAGACACCUCCGAGAGAGCGGGGGAGUCAGCGAGUCAGUCAGAGAGGGGGACGGAGAAAGCGGCAGAAAGUUCCUGUGGCGAGCUCCCCCAUAUAGACGCUCCUCCUCCUAUGAGGCGGGGUCGCAGGCGCCAGCUCAUCUUUGCAGACCCUCAGGUGCAGAUCUCCCAGGAUACCAUGCGGGUGCAGAUCGAGGACACUAAGGCUGAGACUCUGCUCCUGUCUCAGGUGCUGAUAAACUUUCCUGCCCAGAAGAAGCUCCUCCCAGCAGAGCUCUACACUGCCCCUUCUGGCUCUCUACUGCACCCUGACCUCCUGUUGCUAUGGAAACAGUGCGCCAUCCUCACUACGCUUCCUCGCACCGGGGAGAGAGGCAGAGAGGAGGAGACUGAGGAGGAGGGCAGCUCCGAGAUGGAGAGAGUGAGGAUAGAGGUGGAGAGGAAGAGGAUGGACUCUAGCAUGCGAGAGAUCCCACGAGAGUUGCUGAAAUCAGGAGGAACAGCCCCAUCUGAAGCAUCAGCCGAGGUUCUUCUAGACGUGUCCAGAGAGGACAAAUCCCUCGAGCAGAUCACCCCUGUCAGCAGAUGGUCUCCUAUGGAAGAAGCCCCAGUGCCUAUGGAGGCUAUAGAAGAGGAACAUGUGGCUCUACCAGACAGAGAAGAGGAGACAGAAGGUAGAGAGGUCACUGCAGAGGGCCUGUUGAGUGUGGUGUCCUCGUACCUCCUGAGGUUUGGGAAAGUCACCUUUUACUCUCUGUUGCCCCUGGAGGCAGACCGCACUACUGCAGCCCACAUUCUCUCCAAACUGCUAGAGCUGGUGUCUGCUGGGGACCUGGCUGUAUGUCAGACUGAACCCUACAGCCCCAUCACAAUCAUCCCUGGACCACUCAGCACCGUGCAGGCCUGAGGAACACAGAGGAUGUCUCCACCAGCGUUUGACUUGGACAGGAUUUCACCGCAGCUGAGUACCGGCACCUCAAAGCUCCUGUUCCUCUUAUGGAAUAUUAGCUUAAAAGUAUUGUGGAGCUCCUGCACCUAAUUAUAACCGUACCCAGCACGAGCACCGGCACCUAUUUCAGUCCAAGUUAAGCAGUGGUCUCCACACACACGGGAUGUGUGUGGCCAUGCUUUUAUAAGAGUAAUAAUGUUCAUGUCCCAAAUAUCGUUCAUACGAGAUCACCUCAAACUGAUUUGUAGGACACACCCAAAACGAUGACCUCUUGGAGUUAACGUUUUUUUGUAACCUUUAUAAGUGGAACCUUUUUAUAAGAAGUGAAAUUACUGAAGGGAAAAGCUUUUUUUAUUCAAAGUUGGUAUUUUUUAAAUUAAUCUAUUGAAUAGCGUAUUUAUUAUUCAUAUUUAAUACUGUACCUAGCAUAUUUUUAUACUAAUUUGUCAACUGUCAUACAAGUUGAUAUUGUUGACAAAGUUGUUUAACCUUUGGUGGUUUUUGUAUCUUAUCAAUUGUGGUAUGAUGUUGCUCUGUUCUUACGUUGAAGCAUUCAUUCAAUGUGUUUUUUAAAUAAAAUGCAUGUUUACUCAUUAA